UCCACAUCCACAACGGAGCCCAUUGCGCCAAGGGAUGAAAACCAACCACCUACAAUGCGAACGUUCUGCAAGCAAAUCACUGCUUGCCAACGCCAGACUCCAUUGCAGCCUCAAAGUAACAGCUUUGGGAAGCACUGGGGUGAAACUGAAGGUCUGUGCAAGAGCUGGGAGGCGAGUUUGAACGGUAGCAACGGUGGCGGCGCGGGGCUGAGGGCAUAAAGGUUAAGUGAAGCUUAAAUGGACUUUUGAAGGUAAUAAAAGGAAGAAAAAAUGGAGACAGAGACCAUUUGAAAUCUUAGACAACAACUGGAAGAAGCAGAGAACGAGCGAAGGAAGGCUGCACAAUAUGGCUUACACUUGUUGGAGUCUCAAAAUGAAAUUCAGAAUCAGUUGGAUCAAAUACGUCGGGAAUUAACGGAGAAGACUGAGAAAUUUGAACAAGAGAAAUAUUCUCUUCAGAGAGAAAUCGAACUUAAGAAUAGGAUGUUGGAAAGCCUGAGUUUUGAAUGCGAUGCCCUCAAGCAACAGCAAAAUGUGCAACUGGAUAAACAGAAAGAACAGCUUACCAGAGCUCAUGGACAAGAAGUCAAUGACCUUAAAUACAAGUUGGAGAAUCUGAAGGCAGAAGUAGAUAAAACUCGGCUCUCUGAGAAACAACUGAGGCACAAAGUGGACCAUCAGAAGGAAAUAAUUGCUGCCAAAACAGAAGAGCUGCACACGAUGUCUGAACGCGUGCAUGAAACCAUGUCUUCAGAAAUGCUCAAUCUUCAGAUGGAGCUCACAGAACUAGAAAGUGUGAAGGCCAGUGUUGAAGAAAAGCUGAAUGAACUGCAGUACAGCAAAGAGCAACUAGAACUCAUCAACAGUAACUUACGUAAUCAGCUGGAGCGUCUACAAGCAGAAAAGGAAGAGAGGGAAAAAGAAGUUGUUUCUUACUGUAAUGCACUAGAGAAAGCUCGUGAAGCUAAUCAAGAGCUUCAGGUUCAGCUGGAUCAUGUGGUGCAGCAAUCUUUGGACCCUGCAAGUAAAGGCAAUUCUCUCUUUGCUGAGGUGGAGGACCGUAGGGCAGAAAUGGAACGACAGCUGAUCAGCUGUGUGCUGAGUACAGCCCUGCAGAUGGGUCAGACGUGUCUGUCCAUGACAACCCUACAGCUGACACCAGCAGUUGGGAGCGCAUUCAUUCACACUGCAGGCAGGACGCGGACAUCCCCGUGUGCCUGCAAAGUCUGUGCUGCAAUGCAGCCAACACCUCAGCAAUUAAGAAGUCAUCAGCUGGCUCGGGAAGGAAAGCUGGGCCAGGAGGGGCGCUGCCAGAGCAGCUGAGGAGCAGCACAGAGA
Molecule: messenger RNA, 1338 nt
Organism: Lagopus muta (rock ptarmigan)
Lineage: Eukaryota; Metazoa; Chordata; Aves; Galliformes; Phasianidae
Product: protein Spindly-like
Exons: 1
Coding region: 484-1323 (279 amino acids)
Biological process (GO): protein localization to kinetochore; establishment of mitotic spindle orientation; mitotic metaphase chromosome alignment
Cellular component (GO): outer kinetochore; spindle pole
Molecular function (GO): kinetochore binding
Source: RefSeq, a predicted model, not a curated record